Messenger RNA from Harmonia axyridis, 1415 nucleotides. It is a transcript of the gene Mob3, whose product is annotated as MOB kinase activator-like 3. The record is from RefSeq and is a predicted model, not a curated record. Gene Ontology annotation, biological process: positive regulation of protein phosphorylation; signal transduction. Gene Ontology annotation, cellular component: nucleus; cytoplasm. Gene Ontology annotation, molecular function: protein kinase activator activity. NCBI's taxonomy places the organism in Eukaryota, Metazoa, Arthropoda, Insecta, Coleoptera, Coccinellidae. Bases 114 to 785 code for a protein of 223 amino acids. The transcript is spliced from 4 exons.
CGUUUGAUUAACCUUGAUUUGUUUGGAUCUAUUUCCGCUUAUUUUAUUGUUGUUUACCUUUUAAAUUUCCCAAGGAAGUGGUUCUCCUCUAAAGUUCUACCUUCUACAUAAGAAUGGCUCUUAACAACUUUUUGGAUUUCUUUCAGAUCCAGAAGGAGAAGACCUUCAGACCAAAAAAAAAAUUUGCUCAUGGCACUAUACGGUACAGUUUGCACAAACAAGCUUGUGCUAGCUUAAAUUCUGGCAUAAAUUUGAGAAAUGCUGUGAAAUUACCUUCAGGAGAAGAUCUGAAUGAUUGGGUUGCAGUCCAUGUUGUGGAUUUUUUCAACAGAAUAAAUCUCAUUUAUGGUACAAUUUCCGAAUAUUGUACAGACCAAACAUGUCCUACAAUGUCAGGUGGUCCCCGAUUUGAGUACUUGUGGGCUGAUGGGGCGAAAUACAAAAGACCUACACCCUUACCAGCAAGAGAGUACAUUAGCAAUCUAAUGGAUUGGAUUGAGAUACAAAUAAAUAAUCAAGCGUUAUUUCCUUGUACAUCAGACCUACCUUUUCCGAAGAAUUUCCUAACCCAUUGCAGUAAAAUCUUGGCUAGACUACACCGAGUUUUUGUCCAUGUGUAUAUACAUCAUUUUCAAAACAUCGUAACAAUAGCCGCUGAAGCUCAUGUCAACACCUGCUAUAAACAUUUCUACUACUUUGUGACUGAAUUUGAUUUGGUUAGUACCAAAGAAUUGGAGCCAUUGAGUGAGAUGGCUUCUAAAAUAUGUAAGGAUUCUCCCGAGUAAACUAGAUCUUAUUGCUACAGAAUACUAAGUUUUAAAUUUUUAAGAAGUUCUCAGUUAAAAAUUACUUAAGUUUAAAAUCUUGGAGUAUAUAAUCAAUAACCAUUUAAUUUGAAUUGCCAUAUUAUGAUUUAUGCUUUGAUCGAAUUUUAUUAGUUUUACAAUGAAUCAAUAUUUUCAAAUUUAUCAAAAAAAAAAUAAAGUGAAAAAUUUGGAGUUUGUCUCAAAAACUAACUGUAGAUUAAUAGUUUAGCACUUUUGCUUGUAUUAUUUAUGUUUGUUUCAUAUUGAUCAUAUUCUGUGAUUUAUUUAGUUGUAUGUAUAUAUUGGGUUCUACUGAUUUCUAUUAGACUGAUGAAACCCAACAGUUAUAGAUAAUACCGAAUUAUUUUGAUUCAUUUCAAAAAUAAUAUUCAGCAAAUAUGUUUUAUGUUUGCUCGUUCAAGGUCAGUUUUUUAGUGUAGUUCAAUUCCACUAACAUUUUUUCCAGCCUGUGUACUAAUAAUAAAGCUUUUGGUUUGUUUAAUAGGAAUAAAUAAAUAUUCAGAAGAAUUGUGAAAUUUAUAAGCAUAUUUUGGGAAUAUUGUAAUCUCUGUACCAAAGACUAUUAAAAAUAAUGAUAUUAAUAAAGGA